CGUCCAAGAAUAUUUAAAGAACAGCAGGAUUACUUUGAAGAAUACGACGAUGUUGAUUUUAGCACAAGAUUUCAGUUUUCAAAAGAAUCUACUCUGGGUGUUUUGCGGUUACUAGAAUACAAACUUGAGCACCCAUCAGAUUGAAAUGAAUCUAUUUCUCCCAUAAACUAACUUUUAUUGACUCUACGAUACUAUACAACUGGUUCAACACAAAUGACAGUGGGUGACAAUUGUGGCAAGUCAACUGCACACAGAAUUAUACAUAAGGUCACCGCUGCUAUAGCCUCUCUUAGCCGAAAUUUUAUACAAUUUCCGGACACUAUAACUGAAUAAAGAACAGUUCAGCUACUUUUUUAUAAUAAAGCACGGUUUCUAAAAUUUCUGGGUGCUAUAGAUUGUACCCAUAUUAAAAUCCGCUCCCCAGAUCGAGAAAAUGCUGAAUAUAUUAGAAACUGCAAAGGCUACAUGUCAAUUAAUGUCCCAGCAAUUGCUAGUGCAGACUUGAAAAUUAUGGAUCUAGUAGCAAGAUGGCCUGGUAGUAGUCAGGACCAAACUAUAUGGAAUUCUUCAUUCAGAAAUGCAAUGUUUGACAGAGGUCACUAUAGUGAUGCAGUUUUGUUAGCUAAAAGUGGAUAUAUGAAUAAACCCUAUAUAAUGAUGCCACUGGAUAAUCCCAGAACACCUGAUGAAAGUCUAUAUACUGAGGCCCAAAUACGAAGCAGAAAUCCAGUAAAAAGUCUGUUCUGGGUUUGGAAGCGACGGUUUUCUAUACUUUCUCUGGGCAUGCAGAUUGAGCUGAAAAACUGUUUGGCAGUUGUUGCUACUGGUGUAUUUCAUAAUAUAUUGAUGAAAUCAGGAUGUCGUAAGAGGCGACUAAGUGAUACUGCGCUCUUAAGACCUAUGCAAGAGAAAGAAAAAUCGAAAUAA
This is a messenger RNA of Danaus plexippus (monarch butterfly), 927 nucleotides long. RefSeq names its product putative nuclease HARBI1. NCBI's taxonomy places the organism in Eukaryota, Metazoa, Arthropoda, Insecta, Lepidoptera, Nymphalidae. The record is from RefSeq and is a predicted model, not a curated record. The transcript is spliced from 3 exons. The annotation marks the transcript as partial.